This is a messenger RNA of Aspergillus sclerotioniger CBS 115572, 4316 nucleotides long. RefSeq names its product CLH domain-containing protein. The record is from RefSeq and is a predicted model, not a curated record. The transcript has 5 exons. Gene Ontology annotation, cellular component: HOPS complex; late endosome. Gene Ontology annotation, biological process: endosomal vesicle fusion; protein targeting to vacuole; cellular response to starvation. Bases 94 to 3999 code for a protein of 1301 amino acids. NCBI's taxonomy places the organism in Eukaryota, Fungi, Ascomycota, Eurotiomycetes, Eurotiales, Aspergillaceae. Gene Ontology annotation, molecular function: protein binding.
CAGCUGUGCUUCUGCUUGGCCGAUGGGUGCCAUGAAGCUGCCCAUUGCCUGCUCCCAAUUCCUCGAGCUCUGAUUCCGGAUUUCGCUCUCGCCAUGGACGCGCCUGGCGCGGCAGAGGCAAAUGAGAGUGUCCCUCAGGACCAUCACGACUCCGACUCCAAUGCCGUUGAGAGGAGUACUUACCCGCACAGCAACCACCGCGAUCGGCCCGACCGCCUCAACGACAACGAGGAAGAACAUGACCACAAUGGGAUACGGAGUGACGGCGAUGAUGAAGACGACGAGGAAACAGAGGAGGAAGGUGAUGACGAUGAGGAGGAGGAGGAGCCCCGGCUCAAGUAUGCGUACAUGACCAAACACCUAGGGGCGGUGUAUCGCAACGGGGACGCAACAAGCUCCUUUCUCGCCGCUGGGGACAAGAUGAUAAUUGGUUCGCAUAAUGGAAACAUUCAUGUGCUAUCCGUCCCUCAAUUGCGCUCUCUUCGCGUGUAUCAUGCACACUCCGCUAGUAUUACCUCCAUCUCGGUGUCCCCGUUUCCUCCUCCAUCCCACAAUGUGAGGCCAGAGAACUUUAGUCGUGUUCCCGAGGAUCAGGAAUAUCCAGUGAGGCCCUCAUCCGGCACGGCUAGCCUGCGGAGUCGGCAUCGGCCAGGUCACCAGGCAAGUCUGCCUGUCACCCCUUCCAACUCGAUAUAUAUUGCCACAUCUUCGAUGGACGGAAAUGUCUGCGUCUCAUCCCUCGUGGAUUCCAAAGAUGUCCUCUUGCGGAAUUUUGGCCGGCCCGUUCAGGCUGUCGCGCUCUCGCCCGAGUACAAGAGCGACAGGACGUUCUUGUCCGGCGGGCGGGCAGGCGACCUGAUACUUACAGUUGGUGGAAGAGUGGGUGUGAGCACGAAUUCCACGACAAUGGGAGGUGCUGCGGCUACGGCUACAAGUUGGCUCGGGUCUUUGGGGCUUGCGGCCAAUACCGGCAAAGACACGAUUCUGCAUAGCGGAGAGGGUGCUAUCAGUACGAUCAAGUGGUCUUUGUCUGGGAAGUAUGUCGUCUGGGUCAAUGAAGAGGGUAUCAAAAUCAUGCGGUCGAACCUGUACCUCGAUUCUUCGGACGCAGAGCUUGCCUGGAAGCGGGUCAGCCACAUUGAUCGCCCCAACCGUCCCGGCUGGGAGGAGAUGGCGAGCGUCUGGAAGGCUCGUGCCGAGUGGGUGGACGAGAUCUCAUUGAAUAGUGACGACGGUCCAAACAACAAAGAGACUCCAUCCACGGCCCACUCGACUAUUGUGAGGGAGAAAGUGGAGAAGCUGGUAGUUGGCUGGGGAGGUACUGUUUGGGUCAUUGACGUGUACCCGGAUAGACCCAGCAAGAGCAACAGAGACCAGAAGAUUGGCUCUGUUGAGGUUUCGACCAUUCUGCGGACCGAUUGCGUUAUAUCUGGUAUUUCACUAUAUACACCUAGUCUUCUGGUCGUCCUUGCGUAUAUUGAGGCGGAAGAGGACGUCUCCGAAGAGCGGACCAAACUGGGAGGCCGCCGUCCGGGGACGCGCCGCCGGCCACGGGGCCUGGAGCCUGAACUGCGGAUCAUCGAUAUCGAAACCAAGGAAGAGCUGAGUGCCGAUACCCUUUCAACCAGCCGGUUCGAAACUCUGACUUCCUCGGACUACCACAUGUGUAUUUUGCCUCCUUGGAAGACAAGUGCACCGAUUUCGCAACGCGGUACGUUAGAAGCUCUCGGGAACGGUCUUUGGGAUGCAACGCUCUAUCCUGCGCGUCUGUUCAACUCAGCCGCCAGCAUUCGCAGUACAACAAGCAGUGACAAGGGUUCAAGCCGGGCACCAAGCACCUUUGCGUCCCGGAGGUUUUCAUACGAGGAGCCCCUUUCAAAAGAGAUUCAGGACAUUGCCGGAAGCGUAGGGGCUAAGAUCUUCGUCCACAGCCCGUAUGACUGUGUCGCUGCCCUGAAAAGGGACCUUACCGAUCGCCUGGCGUGGCUAGAUGCGCAUGAGCGAUACGAGGAAGCAUGGGUGCUUCUUCAGGAGCAUCCGGAAGCGGCAGGAUCGGCGGGUGACAUGAAUGACCAUGUUCUAGAGACCCCCUCGAGAUCUCAGAGUAGUAGCGUCGGCGAAUCCUUCCUCGGUGAUAGGUCCUCAAUCACGACUACUGGGCGAAAUAUUGCUUCCUCUUCUGCUGCCGAGCAAGAAAAGCGCCGUAUUGGCGAGUUAUGGAUAGAACAGCUCGUUGACGAGGACAAAUGGAAAGAGGCAGCUGAAGUUUGCGUAAAGGCAAUCGAUACCACCCGCAGAUGGGAGCACUGGGCUUGGACUUUCAUCAAGAACGACAAGCUAAACGAGAUAUCAUCUGUCAUGCCUGUUAAUCUACGUCCAAGUCUUCCUGCGAACAUCUACGAGACUGUGCUUGGACACUAUGUUGCGCACGACAGGUCAAGGUUUAGCGAGCUCAUAGACUCCUGGCCCUUCGACCUGUUUGACGUUAACAAUAUUGCGACAGAGAUCGAGGAGCAGCUGCAAUACGACUCCGUGGUCCCCGAGACAGACGACUGGCGUGUUUUGACGAAAUGUCUUGCUAAAUUGUACCUUGCAGGAGGCCAUUACGGCAAAGCACUACACUGCUAUAUCCGCCUUCAAGAUGCAGAUACGGCGAUGGCUCUGAUCAAGGACCACCGGGUGCUGGAUACGCUCACGGACGAUAUCCCCGCGUUCAUUCUGAUCCGGGUGUCCAAGGAACAGCUGAAAUCGGCGCCGAUCCCCGAACUCGAAGAGCUCACGGCUGAACCCAUCAGACUCCUAGUCAGCGAAGCAUAUACGGGCAUUGUCCGGCCUGAUAUUGUAGUCGACCAACUACAAGCCGCAAACAAGCUUCUAUACCUCUACUUCUACAUCCGGGCUCUGUGGCGCGGGGAAUCACUUCCUCAUGGUGCCGCAAAACCUCGCAGGGGCCACUUCGCACACAUUCGCGAUGCAGCCAGCAAGCUCGCAGCCGACGAAGGCAAAGCUUUGGUCGACAACUUCGCUGACACAGCCGUGGAGCUCUUCGCCGACUACGACCGUCCACUGCUGAUGGAAUUCCUCCAAACCAGCACCUCCUACUCCUUUGACAUGGCCGUUAGCAUCUGCGAAGGGCGUCACUUCACCCCAGAGCUCAUCUACCUCCUAUCAAAAACAGGCCAAACCAAACGAGCUCUCAACCUGAUCCUCUCGGACCUGAAGGAUGUCUCCCAAGCCAUUCAAUUCGCCAAAUCCCAAAAUGAGCCCGACCUCUGGGAAGACCUCCUCGACUACUCGAUGGACAAGCCUCGCUUCAUCCACGGCCUCCUCGUCGAGGCCGGAACAUCCAUCGACCCUAUCAAACUCGUGCGCCGGAUCCCAAGCGGGCUAGAAAUCGAAGGGUUGCGAGAAGGCCUCACGCGGAUGAUCCGCGAACACGACCUCCAAGCCAGUAUCAGCCAAGGGGCCGCCAAGGUCCUCCAAAGCGAAGUCGCAGUCGGCAUGGACACGCUCCGACAAGGCCAACGCCGCGGCAUCAAGUUCAACAUCGUCGAAGAGGAGAAGUCCAUCCCCAGCACGCCCACCGCCGAAGCCACCGAAAAGGACAAAGUGAAAAGCGACGCCGACACCGAGAAGACCUCCACCACUGCAAUAUCAUCUGCCUCCCAGGCAGGGAAAUGCGCAGGCUGUCAUCGGCCGUUCCGUGCCAACGAGAAGGAGAUCCUGGUCGGUUUUGCCUGUGGUCACGUCUUCCACUUAUCGCAUAUUCACGCGUCGGAUUCGUCUGCAAGUACACCUCACAGUCGAUCCGCUGUUCAGACUCCGAGACCGUUCUCGCCGACACAUACGCCGACCCUGGAUGAGCUGUCGCUGUCUACAUCCCGCACGGUCGGUCCCAAGGUGACGACUGCUCGGCUGUUGAGGGACAGGAUCGGGGAUGGCUGUCGCAUCUGCGCCCUAGCCAAGGAACUAGAGGCCAUCGGGGAUUCGGAUGCAUGAUAGUUGCACGUUGUCAGGGCACCCUCUUGUGCGGUUCGGCCAUUCUUUCUGGGUUUAUAUUACGGUAGCUUUGGCGAUAAGGCACAGUCGUCUCUGCUUCGCUGUAUGAGUCGGACGAGACUCUGUUUCUCCUGUAGAUUGAUCUCUAUGAUGUCGAUCCAGGGAGAGGAGUUUAUGAUCUAGCGUUUGUCAUUCUACCGGUGUGGGGUGGAGGAUGGACAGGUUCUACUACAUGUUCCAUAGUUCGCCUGGAUGGGUGUAUGUUUAGUCUUUAGGAGAUACCCAUGGUAGCAAUAAUUUACCGCGCAAAUGAUGUC